UCCCCGCGAGCCUCCCCGCGGAUGCCCUGCCCGGAGUGCUCCGCGCCGCGCCAGGCUCGCCCGGGUCCGCGGCGAGACAUGCCCGAGCCGGGAGCUGCACCGACCUCGACUUAUCUGUAAGCAGCGGAAGGAACCAUGGUCAGCAAGGACGCGGGCCAGUGCGCACUCACGACCUCAGAGAGCGAAGUGGAGCCCGCCGCCGGCCUGGCCCUGGAGAUGAAAUACGCCCUGGACCCCAACCGGCAGAUCAAGAAGCGCAACAAGGCCCUGCAGGUGCGGUUCAAGGACAUCUGCGAGGCGCAGAUCGAGCAGCGGGACACGCAGCUGGCCGCGGGGCCGGCGGCCGAGAGGCGCGAGGCCAGGGCCGCGUCCUACCGGGCGGCCUACCGCAAGUACAUGACGGUGCCCGCCCGCCGGUCCAUCCCCAACGUCACCCGGAGCACCGGCGUGCAGACCUCGCCGGACCUGAGGAAGUGCUACCAGACGUUCCCUCUGGACCGCAAAAAGGGGACCCUCAAAGGCCUCCCGGCCGCGGACGCCUUUAAAAGUCAGAACAACGGGUUUGCCAUCGACGCCAAGGAGAGGAGCGAGGCAGGGCCCGGGGCGGAGGCCGUGCCCUGGGCGGCGGGCCGGGUGCAGAAGACGGCCGCCCUGGUGUUCCGCUCCCACCAACACAUGGACGUGCUGGUCCAGCCCACGGAGCUCAGCUGUGCAGAGCUGUGCAGGGACCCCGGCGGGCACAGCUGCCCGGGCAGAGCUCUCCAGAACGCCCCCCGGCCUCCCUCCCAGGAGCCCGCCCACCAGCUGUACCGGACAGCCAAACCGGACCGGGCCGCCCCGGACACGGAGGAGCCCGCUCCCUCGGCACCGGGCCGGGUGUUUAAAACGGAGGUGGCCGCCGUCUACGCACCUGCCCCCGGUGCCACGGCCCCCGAGCCCGCCUUGUCGAACUCGGCCGCCACGAGCCAGUGGUCCCUCUGCCCCACGGAGGACGAGGGGCGGGGCAGGGCCGCCCAUCUCAACGGGCUCCAGGCGCCCCCGACGCAGUGCCUGUCCCCCGAAUGUAGUGACCGCGCCCCGCAGCCUCCGGCCCCCGCGGGGCGGGAGCACCAGCCUUGCCCGGCAGGGGCGGCCGGGGGUGAAGAAUGCCAACGAACCGUGCCUCCCACGGAAGUGGUGGACCUCAAGGCGCAGCUGCAGGUGAUGGAGACCCUGAUCAGCUCCAGCCAGGAAACCAUCAAAGUGCUCCUGGGGGUCAUUCAGGAGCUGGAGAAGGGCGAGGCCCACCGCGAAGGGCUCUCCUACCGGACCGGGCAGGACACAGCUAACUGUGACACGUGCAGGAACAGUGCGUGCAUCAUCUACAGCGUGGAGCUCGACUUUAAGCAGCAAGAGGACAAACUCCAGCCGGUUCUGAGGAACCUCCACCCCUUUGAGGAAUCUCAGGUUGCCCCUCCGCCUUACUCUCAGGAGACGCACUCCUCGACCCCCAAGCAAAAAUCCAAAACGGAAUCUAAAAAGCACGGGAGGUGGAAACUCUGGUUCCUUUAACACUCGUGGUGUGUGGAGUCGACGGGCCAUCUUUAGAGCCCACGGGGGUUCAGCCCGUCCUUUUCCGAAGCGAAGAGGACCCAGGGAACUGUGCCGCCGCGGGCGCCCCCGUUUACCAAAAAGGCCUUCGUCCUAACGGACCACUGACAGCGAGGGGGUCCUGUCGCCGCCUACCGGCGGCUCCUCGCCGUCCUUGGAUGUGGGACGUGAAACCCUGAACAAAGCUUACGGCAAAGAGGACAAGUAGCGAGGCUGCCCCCACCCGGCUCGGGGAGUGUUAACGUCAGCCUGCGGUCGGCAGGCCGGCCCCUGUGCACAGCUGAAACCCAUCACGACUUCUAAGCCUUCAUUUUAAAGACAGAGAGAGAGAGAGAGAAGCAAGCCUUAUGUUUGCAAAAGACUUCAUUUUUUUACCUUUCAUUUUGCAACUACGCAGGGGCGGGGGGCGGUUUUCAGCACAUCAAAUUCCGGAGAAAGCACAAUUUUUUCAAGUGGUCGGAGACCAUGAAUCAUCUCUCACAUGGGACUCUAUGUGUAUCUGCCUUCACGUGCUGUAGCGCUAAGCCAAGCGACCCCAUCUCGGGGUGUCUCUGACCCCUGACACUCAGCAUCCCCCACAUCGCCACACCUGCGCCAUGUUUACUGCUCACUUCCCAACGGCCAGCCGCCAGGAGCCCCCCCAGCGUCAGGUCAGGCCUGUCGCCGCUGCAGGUGACUGGGCCAGAGAGCUACUGGACACUGAGCUUUCUGAGAUCUCGUUUUUAAUCUUUUGAUACCCAAAGGCCAAAUGCUGAAUCUGCCGCGGGGAAGUGUCUCUGUGAAUCAAUCUACAGACAUGGUUCCUCAAAGCGCAGGCAGGCGUCCGGUACAAUCUGUCGCGCUUUGUAACAAUGGGGCGGCCUCACUGCCUCAGAGAGCACCAGUGUGUUUAGUUCAGCUGCUACUGUCGUCCGCCAGGAUCGCCUACACCUAACCUAGUCGUCACCUGUACGCCCUGACAUGCCUAGCGGGAAGCUGUGAAUCAGAGGUUUCUAGGUAUUUUUUCAAUAAGCCAGGACAGAGGUCUCUUUUGAUUACACAUUGCAAUACAAAUCUGAGUUCCUUUAUUUUUUCACUCAUUCCUUUGCAAGUAUCUUUUGAUAGAAAUCAAACCCCCCUGGUCUAUUGAAUGACUUUGUCUAUCAGUGGGUUUUUUUUUUGCUUUUCACAUGAAGAAGUAGGGAUCUCCUUUUGCCUUUUUUUUUCCGUACAAAUUAAAUUUUGAAUAGUUUGUGAACAUACGAGAAAACCGAGUCUUCGCGUUUCCGUCCCACCGUCUGACAUCUAAGCUGCUGCCGACACGCACACGUCGCGGAUCAGCUGCCAGAACGGAGCGGUGCCCUCGGGCAGGGCCGCCGCCGGCAUCGGGCAUCGCUGGAAGGAGAGCUGCUCCUUGCCUUGCGUUUCCCUCCUGACCCAGCAGCGAGUCUGCUUCUCUCCCGGGUGUGUCCCUUCUACAGGGACCUCGCCUUGGUCAGCCCUCAGAGCAGAGCCUGAAACCACGCGGGCAGCCAUCCUUCGGGAGUUCCUCCCGCGGGCCCGCAGCCGCCCGCUUUAAUCGCAAGAAAACACACAUCUUUCGUGGGAACACCGCACAAGGGACGCGAAUCCUUGGAGAUCAGUCAGCGGGACGGGGAGCUAUUUUUGUGCGAAAGAAGGACGCAGCGGAGGGUCCCGAACCACGAAGGAAGAGCGACUGUGUCACGGAAAACACGUGUUUCAUGUCUUUUAUACUGUUUUUCACUAACGUUUAAAAUGUUCGCGACACGUUGUCUCUCCUGUGUCCCGAGCACCCCCAGCUCCGGGUGACCUGAAGCGAGGGGCUGCGCGGCUUUCUAACGAGCCCGGUAAAUCCGCCCACACCGCCCUCGCAAACACAGCGACGUCCCUGGUGAGAGCAGUCUAGGUUCAAAACAACCACAAAUAAAAUGUGCGGAGUCUGAAGGAGACUGAAGAUAUGCUCACUCCUAUUUAAAAAUAACACCUUCUUUGGAAUAGGAAAAAAAAAUAUUUCCAAAGGCAUUUCGUAGUUUAA
Molecule: messenger RNA, 3625 nt
Organism: Myotis daubentonii (Daubenton's bat)
Lineage: Eukaryota; Metazoa; Chordata; Mammalia; Chiroptera; Vespertilionidae
Gene: INSYN2A
Product: inhibitory synaptic factor 2A
Biological process (GO): inhibitory postsynaptic potential
Cellular component (GO): postsynaptic density
Source: RefSeq, a predicted model, not a curated record